AUGGUGGAAUGUGAUGGAAGGACAAGGAAUAAUGCACUUGUGUGUGGGUUUGUGUGGAAUAAAAAAAAGAAGCAGAUACCACUGAAGCGAUAUGGGUGGGGAGUAUUGCUCCCCACAGCUUACCAUCUCCUCCCAUGCGCUUGA
Trypanosoma brucei brucei TREU927 is the source of this 144-nucleotide messenger RNA. RefSeq lists its product as hypothetical. The coding region runs from base 1 to 144 and encodes 47 amino acids. The transcript has a single exon. NCBI's taxonomy places the organism in Eukaryota, Euglenozoa, Kinetoplastea, Trypanosomatida, Trypanosomatidae. The record is from RefSeq and is a predicted model, not a curated record.